Nerophis lumbriciformis (worm pipefish) is the source of this 6107-nucleotide messenger RNA. RefSeq names its product ATP-binding cassette, sub-family C (CFTR/MRP), member 10 (gene abcc10). Gene Ontology annotation, biological process: transmembrane transport. Lineage: Eukaryota; Metazoa; Chordata; Actinopteri; Syngnathiformes; Syngnathidae. Gene Ontology annotation, molecular function: ATP binding; ATP hydrolysis activity; ABC-type transporter activity. The record is from RefSeq and is a predicted model, not a curated record. Gene Ontology annotation, cellular component: membrane.
CUUCAGUCAAAAGAACGCCGAUCUUAAUCAUGAAUCUUCCUAAAUUUCCCGACGUAAUUCAUCCCCGCUGUCGAACUCAUCUAAGCUCCAAAUAGAGCGGAGAAGAUGGCGGUCAAACAGAAGAGGGCAUGACGGGCUUGGAGCUGCUGGCCGCCGUCUGCCAUGGGGAUGAGCGGGAUCCUUUCCCGCUGUGGCAGGACGGACGCGUCGGCGUGUGUUUCAACCAGCUGCUGCUUGGAGUGCUGCCUCACGCCGUCAUGGCCGCCCUCUGCGCCUUCUACCUGGGCGUGGCCACCGGCGGCCGCCUGCAGACAUCUUCCUCUGGCGGCUGGAAUCUGCGCCUGGUUUCGACGGUGCUGGCGGCGCUGCUCUUCGCCGCUGAUGCCGCCGUGGUGGGCGUGGCCCAGCAGGCGGACAUGUACCUGGACCUCCUGGCCGACGCCAGCGCCGUACUGGCCUGGCUGGUGCACGUCGGCGCCGUGGCGACGCUCCGGCGGACGUGGGCUUUCCGGAGGACGCGUGGCCCCUCGCCGCUCCCUGCCUCGGUCCUUCUCUGCGUUCCACACGCUGUUCUCACCUUGAUGUUCUACCUGGCCAACCGGGAGGACUACCUGACCCCGUCCAAACCGCUCCACUUGACACGAUUGGUGCUGGCCUCCACACGGGCGUUCCUGGUCCUUCUCUAUCUUUUGGGCGUGGCGUGUCCCUGCGUGGGCGAGGCGGACGCAGGGAACAUCCAAGAUGUGGAUGGACAGCCUCUCAUUCCGGAGGACGCCGAGCCGGACACCGGCGAGAUGGUGGCAGAGGACGGCAGCGGUUGUGUCUCCCGCCUCCUCUACCUGUGGCUGACCCCACUCCUCAGGCGAGGGCAGCGGGGCGAGCUGCGGCGACCGGCUGACGUUUACCACCUCCCCCGCAGCCUGCGCACCAGCGUCAUUCGCCGACACUUCCAGCACAGCUGGGUCACGUGUCACAGGGGGGCGGCGUUGCUCCCCGUGCGGGAUCAGUGGCCCCGCCCGGUCCAGGGUGGCAGUGGCGGUCUUCACUCUCCGGAGGAACCACUGGAGCUGGAGGGCGACGUGAGCCUGCUCCGGGUUCUACACACGGCCUUUGGAGCGCGCUAUUACCUUCUGGGCGUGUUGAAACUGAGCGUGAACCUGCUGAGGUUCUCCGGGCCGCUCCUCCUCAACGUCCUCGUCAGCUUCAUGGAGGACCAGGGCGCUCCGGUCAGCACGGGCGCCUGGUGCGCCGCCGCCCUCUUCGCUAGCACGCUCCUGUGCUCCGUCCUCCAGAACAUCUUCGCCUUCCAGGUCUCCAAGGUGGCGCUGUCCGCCCGCACCGCUCUCGUGUCGGCCGUCUACAGCAAAGCGCUGCGGGUCGGCGGUGCCGGCCUGGCCCGCUUCUCCCUCGGGGAGGUGGUGAACCUGAUGAGCACGGACACGGACCGCGUGGUCAACUUCUUCAACAGCUUCCAUGAACUAUGGAGUCUCCCCUUCCAGCUGGCCCUCGUCCUCUACCUGCUCUACACGCAAGUGGGCGUGGCCUUCCUGAGCGGGCUGGGUGUGGCGCUGCUGCUGGUCCCCUUCAACAAGUUCCUGGCCUCUCGCAUCCAGAGCAACAACCAGGACAUGAUGAGGUACAAGGACAGCCGGGUCAAGUUGAUGACGGAGAUCCUCUUCGGGAUCCGGGUCAUCAAGUUCUACAGCUGGGAGGCCCACUUCACUCAGAAGGUGUCCGAGUAUCGCCAGGGAGAACUGACGCACCUCAAGGCCCUCAAGUACCUGGACGCCAUGUGUGUGUACACCUGGGCCGCCCUCCCCGUGGUCAUCUCCAUCCUCACCUUCCUCACCUACGUGCUGCUGGGACACCAGCUGACCGCCCCCAAGGUGUUCACCACGCUGGCUCUGGUAGGAAUGCUGAUCGUUCCACUCAACGCUUUCCCGUGGGUGCUUAACGGCAUCCUGGAAGCCAAGGUGUCGCUGGAGAGAAUCCAGCGCUUCUUCAAACUGACCAAUCAGGAUCUUCAGGCGUACUACGCGUUAGUGUCACCUAAAGACGACCACACGGCGGUGCUGUUGAGUCAGGGCACGUUCAGCUGGCACCGGGACCCGGAAGGAGACCACGGCGCCACCGCCGGCAGUCUACUGCUGCACAACCUCAAUCUACAAAUAAGAAAGGGCUCGCUGAUGGUGGUGGUGGGCAAGGUGGGAUGCGGGAAGAGUUCCCUGCUGGCUGCUCUCACGGGAGAACUCUGCAGGCACAGCGGCGUGGUGUACGUCGCGGACCGCCAGUCCGGUUUCGGUCUGGCGUCGCAGGAGCCGUGGAUCCAGCACGCGUCCGUACGGGACAACAUCUUGUUUGGGAAGGACCACGACGCCGCCUUCUACCAGGAAGUGAUCGAAGCCUGCGCUCUGUCAGACGACCUCAGGAUUCUGCAGCAUGGCGACCGCACGGAAGUGGGAGAGAACGGCGUCACUUUGAGUGGAGGUCAGAAGGCCCGACUGGCCCUCGCCAGAGCUGUUUACAUGGACAAAGACAUCUACCUCCUGGACGACCCUCUAGCGGCGGUGGACGCGCACGUGGCCCGCCACCUCAUGCAGCGAUGCAUCAUGGGCCUGCUGGGCGGGAAGACCCGGGUCCUCUGCACGCACCGCGCCGAGCUGGCGGAGGGAGCCGACCAGGUGGUCCUCAUGGCUGAGGGGACCGUCGUCAAGACGGGCUCCCCGGCAGAGAUCCUCCCUCUGAUAGAAGCGGCGCCCAAGCAGCAGCAGGAGGAGGAGGAGGAGCUGAAAGCCAAAGAAAAAGGCAAGGAGCCGUCAUGUCUGGCCGAUGGCCUUAGCGAGGAGGGGCAGGAGGAGCUGCGUGCUGACGACGGUCGCCAUGACGACCAUUCGGGGGCGGAGCAGAAGCAGGCGGGCGGCCUGGCGUGGAAGGUCUACCGGACCUACUGGACCGCAGUGGGCGGAGCCUUGGCCACGUCCAUUUUGCUGUCCCUGCUGGCGAUGCAAGCCUCCAAGAACGUGUCGGACUGGUGGUUGUCUCACUGGAUCUCGGAGCUGAAGAACACCACUCACCCCUCGGGCGUCCUCGCCACGCCUCACCUGCUGCUCCUGUCAGCCGGACGCCUGAUGUCGGCCAACCUGAGCGGCGAGGUGCAGUUCUACCUGACGGUCUACGGCUGCAUGGCGGUGGCCAACACCGUCUUCACCGCCCUCAGAGCCUUCCUCUUCGCCUACGGCGCCGUCCGCGCCGCCGCCGUCAUUCACAACAGACUCCUCCAGCGGGUCCUCAAGGCGACGGUGACCUUCUUCGACACCACCCCGCUGGGCCGCAUCCUCAACCGCUUCUCGUCGGACGUGUACGGCGUGGACGACAGCCUGCCCUUCAUCCUCAACAUCCUGCUGGCCAACAUGUCGGGCCUGCUGGGCACGCUGGUGGUGAUGAGCUACGGCCUGCCCUGGCUGCUCCUGGCCCUGCCCCCUCUGGCGCUGCUCUACCAGCGCACGCAGCGCUUCUACCGCCACACCUCCAGGGAGCUGAAGCGCCUGUGCAGCGUCACGCUCUCGCCCGUCUACUCCCACUUCUCCGAGACGCUGAGCGGCCUCGCCACCAUCCGGGCGAGCGGCGGCUGUGCCAGGUUUGAGGAGGAGAACGUCCGGCGGUUAGAACUGAACCAGCGCUGCGUGUUCCUGAGCAACGCCGCCAUGCAGUGGCUGGACAUCCGCCUGCAGCUAAUCGGGGUCGUGGUGGUGACGGGCGUCAGCGUGGUGGCGGUCGUCCAGCACCGUUUCCAUGUUGUUGAUCCAGGCUUGGUGGGUUUGUCGCUGUCCUACGCUCUGUCCAUCACCACCCUGCUGUCAGGCCUCAUCUUCAGCUUCACCCAGACGGAGAUGCAGCUGGUGAGCGUGGAGCGAGCGGAGGAAUACUCCAGUCAGCUUCCAGCGGAGCCUCAGCAGCAGAACCCGCAGCUGGCCCCCUCGUGGCCGGAAGAAGGGCGGGUGGAGUUUCGCCGUGUGGUCCUGGUCUACAGGGAGGGUCUUGCCCCCGCCUUGCACGACGUCAGUCUGCUGGUGCGACCCGGGGAGAAGGUGGGCAUCGUGGGUCGCACGGGUUCAGGGAAGUCCACUUUGUUCCUGGCCCUGUUCCGCAUGGUGGAGGUCAGUCGGGGCCAAAUCCUCCUGGACGGGCUGGACGUCAGUGGUGUGGGCGUGGCCCAGCUCAGGUCCAGGCUGGCCAUCAUUCCUCAGGACCCUUUCCUGUUCAGCGGGACCAUCCGACAGAAUCUGGACCCCUGCCAGCAACACCAGGACCAGCAGCUCCUAGAGGUCCUGGAUCAGUGCCACCUCGGGUCCUUGGUCAACACAAUGGGUGGUCUGGAUGCUGAGGUGAAGGACAGAGGCAGGUCCUUCUCAGUGGGACAGAGACAGCUGCUGUGUCUGUCCAGAGCGCUGCUGACUCAGGCCAAGGUCCUGUGUGUGGACGAAGCCACGGCCAGCGUGGACCAGAAGACGGACAAACUGCUGCAGAAGACCAUCAAAGAGAGGUUCCGUGACAAGACUGUCAUGACCAUUGCACACAGGUUGAACACCAUCAUGGACUGUGAGCGUGUGCUGGUGAUGCAUGCUGGGAAGGUGGUGGACUUUGACACCCCAGCAGCACUUUGCCAGAAGGACGACUCGGUUUUUGGUCAGCUCCUCAGUCAGGCGACGAAGGGACACUGACAGAAUAGUGACAGAACAGGGUGUCUGUAACACGGCAGUAAAACGGCUGAUCAAACAAAACAGAAGUCAUGGUCAAGGACCCACUAGCUGCGCAAGCUAGGUCUCCAAUCAGCUAAACAGACGGUGGCGUUUUGGUGAACUUACUGAGGAAUUUGUGAAACGGACACAGACACGCGUAAAGAUGUUAGCAUAUUAGCUCAUGCUAACUACGCUCGCUUGAUUACGUUGCGACAGCACGCACAAAUAUGCUUGAAAACACAACUACAGACAUCACACACGGGGCGGUUUACGAAGUAAGAAUUGUUUUAGUUACAUUGUAAAACUUACAAACGUUGCUUGGAGUGACGAAUGAAGGAUCCGUACGAGUAGGAACGCUACGGACGGCAAGAAGAAUCUACAGUUUUUACCGUGAAUUACUGUAAAUGGGAAAAUAGUACCACUUUUUCUCACAAAAUCUACAGUUUUUACAGUAAAUGACUGUAAAUGUGAAAACUGUACCACUGAAUGAAUAAAUGAAGGUUUUUUUAAUGGUCAAAUUCCAAUUUUUUGUUAUCGUAAAAAUUGUAUUUAUUUUUAAAAUUAAUGUUUACAGCGGGUGACUAACUUUGAACUCAUAAGUCAAGCAAAUAGUUUAGUUGGUAUUCACAAAAAGUUUUGUGGGAAUUUCCUAGUAUUCGAUUUCUAAAACAUUUGAGUACACAAAGUGUGUAUUUCUUUCAGUCAGAAUGGAGUUGGAAAGAGAAAGUACUUCAUGUUAAUAUUCCAGGGCACAUGAAAUGAUGUGGUGGGUUCACAUCUGGCCCCCGGGGCCUCGAGUUUGACAUCAGCUUCAAGCACACCUGUGAAGUGAAAACCAUUUCAGGUGACUACCUCUUGAAGCUCAUGGAGAGAAUGCCGAGAGUGUACAAAAGAGAAAUCGGAGCAAAGGGUGGCUAUUUUGAAGAAACUAGAAUAUAAAACAUGUUUUCAGUUAUUUCACCUUCUUGUGUUCAUUCAUAGUUUUGAUGAGACAAUGUAAGUAAUCAUGAAAAUAAAGGAAAACAUUGAAUGAAAAGGUGUUUAACACUUUAGUGACUGAGACCAUUUUGGGUCCCCAGGACCUUUAAAGUUCACCAAAACUUAGGGUAGCCCUCCAUCCAUCCAUCUAUUUUCUACCGCUUGUCCCUUUUAAGGUCGAGGGGGGUGCUAGAGCCUAUUGGUUUUAAAAAUGAAAAAUAGCAAAAUGGCCCCAGCAUUCUUUCAUUAUUCAGUGUGUGGCCCCCACUGGAAACAUUUUGAACUCAUGUUUUGGCCAUGAACACACACACACACACAUUCUGGUAUUUGUUACCUUCUUGAGUCCUCCGAAAAAUGCCUACCUCUUUAGGACCACCCUUUCUAGAUAUA